AGCGUGCUGUAUCGCUGUGCUAUGAAUCGUCAAUGUACACCACUGCAACACGGACGAACUGAGGACAAAUCAUUCCACGUUAUACGAAAAAGAGAAGAAUAAGAGAAGCGGGGCAAUCUAAACGGCCAUAUUUUUCAAGUCUAACAGGAUAUCUGCAGGAGAGGCUCUUUAAAAUCUCUGCGCAGCGCUGCCUGUAUGAGGUGGACAGCCUUUCUGUGAGGUGCUCGGACAUAUCUGAAACAUUCAUAUCAAACUUCUCACGUGAGCGGCGGAUCUCGCGACUUACUAUAGAUAACAUGGAAUAGAAAGACUCCCAGAGAAUCCUAAUCACAUAUUUUGAUAUUUUCUGCAGAAUAACGUUAAAGGGGAAAAAACUGAUCUGUAACACAUCAGCAUCAAGCUCUAUAGUGGAUUGAAAGAAGGCACUCGAGAUGUCUGUACCGAAUGUGUUGGCAAAGGCCUUGUACGACAAUGUGGCAGAGUCUCCGGACGAGUUGUCCUUUCGGAAGGGGGACAUCAUGACUGUUCUGGAGCGGGACACACAGGGGCUAGAUGGCUGGUGGCUCUGUUCGCUGCAUGGUCGCCAAGGCAUCGUCCCCGGAAACCGCCUGAAAAUCCUUGUGGGCAUGUAUGAUAAACAGCAGCAGCAGCAGUUACAGCAGUCAUCACCCCAACCCAGCCCAGCCCAGAGCCACCUAAACCUGCCCCAAAGUGCUUUCAGCAAGCCCAUUCCUACCUCCCAGUACAUAGCCAUGCACCCUGCCUUUCCCUCCUCCAGUUCUGCCAACUCAACCAACCCUGACAGCAUCUAUAUGCUCCCCCCCAGCCAUAAUCUGCCUGCCUCCUCCAGCCUCUACCAGGUACCCACUGGCCCCCAGCCUCCACAACCCCAACCCAAAGCACCAGCUGUGGCACAGAAGCAAAGCCAGGCACAGUACCCUCCCAGUUCACAGGAUGUCUACCAGGUGCCGCCCUCCAUUAAUGUUUCAGGCCAGGAGAUUUACCAGGUGCCACCCACAGCAGGAGGGGCAUGUCCUGGGCAGGAUGUGUACCAGGUGCCACCCUCUGUGAACCAGACACAGGACAUUUACCAGAUUCCCCCUUCAAUUGAGAGGAACUGGGAUUCGCCUAAACCUAUUGGAAAGGUGGUUGUUCCCACACGGGUUGGCCAAGUUUACGUGUAUGACACAGGGAAAAAUGAACAGGAUGAAUAUGAUGUUCCCAGACAUCUGCCACCCACCCAGGACAUCUAUGACGUACCACCCACCCGCACCCAGUACAACCAACAGGUGUAUGAUACUCCACCCAUGGCUAUGAAAGGCCCACCCGGCAGAGAUGCACAGGAGAUCUAUGACAUUCCACCUAGUGUGGACAAGAGCCAACUGCUCUACCAACAAACGGUAUAUGAUAUUCCACCGUCUGUCAGCAAAGAUGUCCCAGAUGGUCCAAUCAGGGAGGAGACUUAUGAUGUUCCUCCUCACUUUGCCAAGAUGAAGGCCUAUGAGAAUCAAAACCAGGCCUAUCUGUCUCAGAUCCCUGGAGGUCUGGAACCUCCCAUACCAGAGGACGUCUAUGAUGUCCCUCCUCCUCAGCUAAUAGGAAAACGCCAACCUGAACCUAAGGAGAUCUACGACAUCCCUGCCAGCUUGCGCAAAGGUGGCCCACAGGACCAACACCCAGCGGAUGUUUAUGACUUCCCUCGCGAACGGCCAUCGGGCGAAGAUUCGGGUGACUACGUGUACGACGUGCCUCCACAGGUGGUACGCGAUGCAGCAGUCAAUGAGGAGCUUACAGUCAGCUUUAAACGACUAUCUGCCUCCAGCACGGGAAGCACUCGCAGUAACCUCUCCACAUCCUCUCUUGACAUGGUGCCUGUGCGGGAAUCUUCUGGAUCCAGCCGUCUGCUGCUCCUGGAUCUUGACCAGGCCAUGGAGCGGCUGUCCCAUCUACAGCAGGCUGUGGAGAGCUCUGUGUCCCUCCUCAUGUCGUUCAUCAGCGGGAAUUGGCGUAGUGCCACUCAGAUGGAGUCCAACCUCCCUGCAAUCAGACAGGCUGUGGAACGGAUUCGAGUUGCCAUCAGGGACCUUCUGGAAUUUGCUAGAGGUGCGGUGGCCAACGCCACCCAGGCCACUGACCGUACACUUCAGACCAAGCUGGGCAAGCAGGUGCUGAAGAUGGAAGAGGCCUUCCAAGGUCUCGUUAAGUACAGUCAGGCGCUGGACUCCAUGAGCUGGUCCCCCUCAGAUCUCAUGGCACCUCCUACAGGCACCGGUGGGGAUGACCUAGACCGGCUGGUAAUGUGUGCCCGUGGCGUGCCUGAUGACACCAAGCAGCUGGCGUCCUUUCUCCAUGGCAAUGCCUCUUUGCUCUUUAAACGGACAAACAAACAGCAGCAAUUGCCAUUGCCACCUGUACCUCACACUGGUGACAUGCUGACCAACAACAACAACAUCUCAGCAUAUCAGUCGGGCACACCUGAACGGGCCAGCAUCCAGUCUCGGCCACUACCCUCCGUUCCUAAAUUCACAGCUGAGGAAGAGACUCCAGACAGACCAUAUGAGACGACAGAGGAGGGCUGGAUGGAGGAUUACGACUAUGUGCAUUUACAGGGUAAAGAGGAGUUUGAAAAAAUCCAGAGACAGCUGUUGGAAAAAGGAAGCAUCAAACACAAUAAGACUAUUCUUGAACAGCAACAGCUAAAGCAGUUUGAGAGACUGGAGCAGGAGGUCUCCCGACCAAUCAACAAUGACAUUUCGGGCUGGACUCCGCCCUCUCACUACUCGCAGACACCUCGCAGUAAGCUGUGCAUGGGUGACCGGCAGCUGCUGCUCUUUUACAUGGAGCAGUGUGAAGCCAACAUCACCACGCUCACCAACGCCAUUGAUGCUUUCUUCUCAUCCAUUAACAACAACCAGCCACCCAAGAUCUUUGUCGCCCACAGCAAGUUCGUCAUCCUCAGCGCACACAAGCUUGUUUUCAUUGGAGACACGCUCUCUAGACAAGCUAAGUCUCCUGAGGUGCGUGCCAGGGUGGCCCAGCACAGCAAUACGCUCUGCGAGAAGCUCAAAGACAUUGUGGUUAGCACCAAGAAUGCAGCCCUGCAGUACCCUUCACCAGGUGCUGCAAGAGACAUGACGGAGAGAGUGCAGGAGCUUGCAGGUUGCACUCAGCAGUUUCGCAUGGCACUCAAUCAGCUACUGGCCAUGUGAGUUCAGAGGCAAAGGAGUGAACAGGCCCUGGGACAAUACACGCACAUAGCCUCCGUAAGACUCACAGGACAAGCACACCCUGUGCCAUGAGCGUUUUAUUUCCAGAAAGGACACAGAUGAUUAAUUGGCAAUUAAACUGUUGGUUGUAAAUGAAUCAUUGUAAAUAUUUAAGUUGCUGUAUGUUGGGGAUAAUGUAAUGGGGCAAAGAGAGGACAAACUUUUACUCUUGUGUUGUUUUGAACAAGGGAGAAGAAAGAAAAGGAUAAUAUCUAAAAAGUGUUUUUAAGACAUUAUGCAUUAUUAUAGCUAUACUGUAAUUAUUGCUCUGAUUAUUAUUAAGAGAUGUUGACUAAAGGUGUUAAAAAUUUUAAAUUACAACAAUUUCCCACCAAAAAUCAACAUUGGAGGAUUUGUUUUUAUGAAUUGUGCCUGCUGGAAUCAAAAAAAAGGGCAACAAUUACAAGUUUAUCCUCAAGCUGUUGCUGUUGUUCAAAGAGGUUGGGAGGGUGUGGACACAAAGCAUGCUGGGAGUGAGCUGACUGUGAAAUAUAAUAUUCUUAUUUACUGUUAGACUGUGGGUUUUGUCAAGAGACUUUAACAUACACAUCUCUAUGUUCUUGGGAUAAGAUGAUUUAUCUAAGCAAAAAGCCAAACCAUCUAUUUACCAUCACAAAGCGAAUGAGAGCUGUGGAGAACAAAAUAUCCAAAUUGGACCAUGUUGGAAAACAGCUGUGUAAAAA
This is a messenger RNA of Xyrauchen texanus (razorback sucker), 3949 nucleotides long. RefSeq names its product breast cancer anti-estrogen resistance protein 1-like. The record is from RefSeq and is a predicted model, not a curated record. Gene Ontology annotation, molecular function: protein binding. Gene Ontology annotation, biological process: cell migration; cell surface receptor protein tyrosine kinase signaling pathway. The transcript is spliced from 7 exons. Bases 432 to 3209 code for a protein of 925 amino acids. Lineage: Eukaryota; Metazoa; Chordata; Actinopteri; Cypriniformes; Catostomidae. Gene Ontology annotation, cellular component: cytoplasm; plasma membrane; focal adhesion.